Messenger RNA from Adelges cooleyi (spruce gall adelgid), 717 nucleotides. RefSeq lists its product as uncharacterized. Gene Ontology annotation, molecular function: calcium ion binding. The transcript has 6 exons. Bases 25 to 600 code for a protein of 191 amino acids. NCBI's taxonomy places the organism in Eukaryota, Metazoa, Arthropoda, Insecta, Hemiptera, Adelgidae. The record is from RefSeq and is a predicted model, not a curated record.
UGCUUCUGUUCUACACGUACAUUAAUGAAUUUCUGUGUUCUAAAUAACUAUACUAGUAUGCAUUUUAAAUAUGCUGUUAUUCUCUACAUGGUGUAUUUGUUUACAUCAGUAUGGGGCAAUGGUCUUAACCAACAACAAUUAGAAAAGUUCAUUGAAUUGUAUAAACAUAAUAAAACUAAUAACGGCUGCAUUGAUCCUGGGAAAAUUGAACAAAUCCUCAUAGAGUUUGAAAUAGAUGAAGAAUCACAAAAAGAGUUAUUUCGAUCUAGCCGACCCACUGCUAAAGAGUUGAUGGAGUUAAUAAUCGUUACGGCAGAACAUUCUAAGACAGAUCACACAAAUAACAAGAUGGUGUUCUGUGCAGAAGAGAUCAGAAAAUUGAUAACUUUCUUCAAAAAACUUGACAAGGACAAAAACGAUAUACUUUCCGGUGAUGAAGCGAAAAAGUUCGUGGAAGAAUUUUUUGUAACAAUGAAUUUAAUUAAUGGUAUAGAAAUAAACGUUGCCCAAUACUUAUUAUUCUUACUUAUCCAAAAGCACCAGACACCAAACGAUAGUUGCUCGUUAGAACAAUUAUUGAAGAUAUGCAAAAUAAUAUAAUUAAAAAAUCGUGUGCCCAAAAAUUUGGCGGCAGCAAUUUUCUACACCUCAAUUUAUGUUUAUGAAUUCACAUAAUUUAGUUCUUAUAAUAUUUAAAGUAUCACGCUUGAAUGUCCA